Molecule: messenger RNA, 2733 nt
Organism: Monomorium pharaonis (pharaoh ant)
Lineage: Eukaryota; Metazoa; Arthropoda; Insecta; Hymenoptera; Formicidae
Gene: Pi3K59F
Product: phosphatidylinositol 3-kinase catalytic subunit type 3
Exons: 10
Coding region: 1-2733 (910 amino acids)
Biological process (GO): phosphatidylinositol-mediated signaling; endocytosis; autophagosome assembly
Cellular component (GO): peroxisome; phagophore assembly site; cytoplasm
Molecular function (GO): 1-phosphatidylinositol-3-kinase activity
Source: RefSeq, a predicted model, not a curated record
AUGAUGGAGAACACGAGCGACAAGUUUUUCUACGUCUACAGCUCUUCGUUAGAUACCAGGAUACAAAUUAAGAUAGGUACGUUAGAGGGCAAGAGACACAGACCCGAGUACGACGAGCUGCUCUUGGAUCCUUUACUUAAGUACUCGGGCUUGUAUGAGAGUGGCGGAAUUCGUGGGGAUUUGGCUGCAUCUCUGCAGGUGUGGGCUGGUGGUAGACCUUUGGCCCUGCCUGUGCACACCGCCUACAAGCACUUUACCACCCGCUGGAACUGGAACCAGUGGGUAUAUCUACCACUUUCCUACACGGAUUUGCCACGUGACGCUCAGCUGUGUAUAACACUGUACGACUGUGCAGGGCCUGGUAGACAGAUUCCAGUGGGUGGUACGACUAUAUCGUUAUUCGGCAAGCAUGGAGUGUAUCGACAAGGUAUGCUGGAUCUUAGAGUGUGGCCUGGAAUAGAGGCCGAUGGCAGUGUUCCAACUAGCACCCCGGGAAAAGCUAGAGAUCAUGGGAAAGAACAGAUGCAGAGGCUUGCAAAGCUUGUGAAGAAACACAGAAACGGACAAAUAAACAAGAUCGAUUGGUUGGACAGAUUAACUUUCAGAGAGAUCGAAUUAAUUAAUGAGAGAGAGAAGAGAGCAUCGGAAUACUUGUACUUGAUGAUAGAAUUUCCCGAAGUAACAAUGGAUGGUGUACCGUAUUCAAUUGUAUAUUAUGAAAAAGAUGGUGAUGAGGUUUUUCAACAUAGAUUACAGCCAGAUGUUGUAACACUUCCUGACUUUGAAAUUUUACAAGAUAAUCUUGUGGAAGCAAAACACCAUAAAUUAGCGCGUAGUUUACGUAGUGGUGGUAAUACUCGCGAAUUGAAACCCACUUCGAUCGUACGGGAUGAUUUGAACAAGAUAUUGGGAUAUCCCCCGACAACUGCGCUUUCUACCGAGGAACAAGAUUUGAUUUGGAAGUAUAGAUUUUAUUUAUCUAGUCAGAAGAAGGCGUUGACCAAGUUUGUAAAAUGUGUUAACUGGAAAGUCGCUGGUGAGGAGCGCCAAGCUUUGGAGAUGCUAGCUUUAUGGGCUCCACCAGAUCCUGAGGAUGCCUUAGAACUACUAGGACCUGCGUUUACUCAUCCUGCUAUUAGGAGAUACGCGAUUAGCAGACUUAAUCAAGCGCCUGAUGAUGAUUUAAUGUUGUACUUGUUGCAAUUAGUGCAAGCAUUAAAGUAUGAAGAUUUUGAGAGUAUUAAGGCUGCUUAUCAAGUGAUGCUGAAGGAAAAGGAGGAAAGAGUAGAGUCGAAGAAUUGGAGCACCGAAAAGUUAGAAAGAAGUGAAAAAUUGGACAAAACGGAGAAACUCGAGAAAACUGAUAAAUUGGAUAAAGACAUAAGAAGCAGCGAUUCUACAUCUACCCCGGUUACUACUUCUAGUGAAUCUGAGAGUCAACUAUCGACGAGCCAAGAACCGCUUAUGGAUCUAGCAUCGUUUUUAAUUACUCGUGCUUGUCAAAACUCGAUGCUCGCUAAUUAUUUUUAUUGGUAUCUCUCUAUCGAGUGCGAGGAUCAGCUUGAUCCCGCGAUAAGCGCUAAACAAGAUACGCGAAUUAGAGAAAUGUAUGUUACCGUAAUGAAAAUGUUUUCCAUGAUGUUAGCACAGGGGAAUAUCAUCUGGCAAAAAAGAAGAGCGUUCCUCUUACGGCAGAAGGUGUUCAUUGAUCAACUGGUGUUUUUGGUAAAAGCGGUCGCGCGAGAAAGUGGAAAUCGCAAGAAAAAAACUGAUAGAUUGAGAGCAUUAUUGACGGAUCCAGAUCCGGCGUUCAAGAUUAAUUUCUCGAAUUUCGAGCCGAUACCCUUUCCUUUGGAUCCUGAAAUUUGUAUCAAGGGAAUUAUUCCAGAAAAAGCAAGUCUUUUCAAGUCUGCGCUUAUGCCAUCAAAACUCACAUUCUUGACGACAGAUAAUACUGAAUACAUUGCCAUCUUUAAACACGGAGAUGAUUUACGACAAGAUCAAUUAAUUUUGCAAACGAUAGCGCUUAUGGAUAAAUUGUUAAGAAGAGAGAAUUUGGAUUUGAAAUUAACUCCAUACAGAGUACUCGCAACAAGUACCAAGCAUGGUUUUGUACAAUUUAUCGAAUCUACAACGGUUGCGGAGGUUUUGGCUAACGAAGGAUCAAUAUUGAAUUUCUUUCGAAAGCAUCAUCCCUCUGAAACUGGACCCUACGGAGUAGUACCUGAAGUCAUGGAUACUUAUGUCCGCAGUUGUGCUGGUUAUUGCAUAAUUACGUAUGUAUUGGGUGUCGGCGAUCGCCACUUGGAUAAUCUACUUUUAACAGCAUCAGGCAAACUGUUUCACAUUGAUUUUGGAUAUAUCCUGGGUAGAGAUCCAAAACCUUUGCCUCCUCCGAUGAAGCUUAGCAAGGAGAUGGUCGAAGCUAUGGGUGGUGUUGGUUCCGAACAUUACCAUGAAUUCCGAAAGCAGUGUUACACGGCAUUCCUACAUUUGCGUAGACACGCCAAUUUGAUAUUGAAUCUAUUUUCAUUGAUGGUGGACGCCAGUGUACCCGAUAUCGCCCUGGAACCGGACAAAGCCGUAAAGAAAGUCCAGGAUAAAUUGCGACUGGACUUGAGCGACGAAGAGGCUGUGCACUAUGUGCAUAAUCUUCUAGAUUUAUCGGUCACCGCGGUGAUGGCUGUGUUGGUAGAACAACUUCACAAAUUUGCGCAGUAUUGGAGAAAGUAA